CUCACUGGGCGGCAGUGGCUCGUGAUUGGCCAGGCGGCAGCCGGGCGGCAGGCGGACACUCCAGCACCGAGGGGCGACCCAAACCAAAACAUUGGCAGUCACGUGUUGAAUUAUUUUUGUUAUUUCUAAAGCUGGGGCUGAGUCUGUGGGCCACCUGUGUGUCUGCGUGGAGAAGUCAUGACAGUGGCCUUCGGUAUCUAUGUCGGCUGUAGCUCGUGUUGUAUCGCCGUCAACAAGCUGGCUACUGGGUCCAUCCACUGCAUAGUUACUGACAGUUACCAGGAAGGAGAUGAAACUUGUUCAGGAUGGAAAGUUUGAGGUUGUGGCAAAUGCAGCAGGAGACAGAGUCACACCAGCCAUUGUCGCCUAUCAUGAUAUGGAAGUGGUUACAGGUCUGGCAGCCAAGCAGGGGAUGAUCCGGCAUGCUGCCAACACCAUCCAGAAUGUUCUUCGGGUUGUUGGUACCACAGAGGAUGAGGGUCAGGGGCAGCCGUGUGGGGGCAGUGGCAGUGGUGGGAUGUGUCGCCCUAACUGGGAGGGAGGACAGGCCCGUUACAGUGUGCAGCGAGGAGACAAGACAGUGCAGGUUACAGCUGAUGAGGUCAUCACUCACAUAUUUAGCCUCUUGAAAGAGAUAGCCAUAGCACACACCAGUGAGCCAGAGCUGCCAGUGGUGAUUUGUGUGCCAGCCUGGAGCAGCGAAAACACUGUUGCUGUGGUGAAGAAAGCAGCCAAGAAGGCUACCUUCAAUGUUCAGGCCACUGUGUCCCAGCCAGCUGCUGCUGUCUUGGCCUAUGGGCUGGCAGAUGACAACAAACAGAAUGCGUAUGUAGUUGUGCUUCACUGUGGUGGCACAACUGUAGUGGGAUCUGUUGUGGAAAUUGCUGGUGGGCUGCUGACUUUGAAAGAGUCUAUUACUUCCUCAUCUGUUGCCGGAGAUUCUCUCACCAAUGUGCUAGUCCAACACUUUGCUAAAGAAUUCUAUACAAAGUACAAGGGAGACCCUCUGGAAAACAGACGGUCACGGCGGAAGCUUUACAAUGCCUCAGAAAACUGUAAGCAUGUUCUCUCCACAAUGAACACCUCUCAGGUUUAUGUUGAAUCUCUUUGGGAGGGUGUUGAUUUUUCCACAACACUGUCUCGGGCACGUUUUGAUGGCCUAGUAGCAGGGACAUUGACAGCCUUCUUGCAGUUGGCAAGAGAAGCAGUCCAGAGGUCUGGUUUGACUGAGGCACAAAUUAGCAAGGUGAUACUAAGUGGGGGUUCUGCAAAGAUUCCUCGUUUGCAGCAACUUGUAGGUGACGCCUUUUCCAAGGCUGACUUGCUGUGUUCCUUGCCCCCGGAUGAAGUACUGGCUGCUGGCGCCUCUAUGGAAGCUGCCUUGCUGUUGGGUCAGUCGACUCAUGCCUCAGUGGCCUCUUCUUUGGUCCCUGCCUUGGCAACCUCAAUAUUUUGUAAGAUACUUGGAAGUGAAAGCAAUGAAUGUGUGUUCAGUCGUGGAACCCCAACUCACUCACGUCAAAUGUUAAGCCAAGCACUGCCCACACCUGCCCCUGCCAACUGUACUGUUGUGAUCUAUGAGGCAGAGGAGCUUGUGGAAGAUCCCCAAGAAGAAGCUGUUCUAACUCAAAUUGAUGUCACAAAUUUAACUCAAGACUCUAAAUUGCUUCGACUAGAUUUCCACUUAAAGAGUGAUGGUAGCCUUCAUGUAGUUCUACAAGAGACACACGCAAAAAUUAACCGAACAUUCAUCAUAGAAUCUGGAAGGAGUUGAGGCUUGUGGCUUUUAGUUGCUUGAACAGGCUUCAUCCCUUUUUGUACUUCACCACAAGGUGAGCACAGCGGCCGGCACCAUGUUGAGCAGUGUGCAUCCACCAGCAUCAUAGAGUCCCCCGGGCGGCCCUGCCACAACGAGGACGCCAGUGAACCACUAUCACAGUCUGGUGGCGGCAGCCAUGUGUCAGCUGCCACCACCUUCACUACAACACAAUUCCUGAAGCAGCCUAGAGUCCAUGCUGGCCACCUUAUAAAAUAAUUUACCUAAUAAAAUUCUUUAAAAAUUAA
Molecule: messenger RNA, 2064 nt
Organism: Scylla paramamosain (green mud crab)
Lineage: Eukaryota; Metazoa; Arthropoda; Malacostraca; Decapoda; Portunidae
Product: heat shock 70 kDa protein 14-like
Exons: 13
Coding region: 290-1774 (494 amino acids)
Biological process (GO): protein folding
Cellular component (GO): nucleus; cytosol
Molecular function (GO): ATP binding; ATP-dependent protein folding chaperone
Source: RefSeq, a predicted model, not a curated record